Seminavis robusta is the source of this 726-nucleotide messenger RNA. The record is from the annotation of a GenBank genome assembly. NCBI's taxonomy places the organism in Eukaryota, Bacillariophyta, Bacillariophyceae, Naviculales, Naviculaceae.
AUGGAACCCAACAACACUCACACCCAAUGCCUUGGUCUCUUCCGAGAUGCCACAAAGUACAACAAUGAUGGAGUUCACCUCCUCUGUUCUGGCAAUUUUGCUGGGGCCUAUCAGAGCCUCAGACUUGCUCUUGAAGUCUGGACCAACCUUUCGACCUUUUCUGAAGAGCUACCUGAUGCAGACACUGAUGAUCUUGCUGCCCCUUGGGUUGCAGUUCGUCCAGGUGGUGCCAACCUCUCCCUGAUGAAGGAGGGCAGAAAUGGCUGUUUCUAUGUGUUUGCCACCCCCCUAACUCUUGUCUUGAACCGGAUGAAUCAUCAUCCAUUGGGAAGAUGGACAACUCGAGUUCAGUUGCAAGGACAGAUGGCCCACUGUGUGGCCGUAACGAUGCUAAACAUGGCUCUAGUCUACCACUUUGGAGGCGGACAAUUGGGUACGAACAAGGCUUUCAGCCUCUACCAGCAGUGCAUAACACUCUGUACUGCAGUUGAAGAAGAUGGAUUCGAGAAACAGAUUAUUCGCAACAUUCACGUUUUGGCUCAAAACAACAUGAUCCAAACAGUCAUUUCUUUGGGUCAGCGAGAAGAUGCCGAGCAGGCGCUGGAUGCUCUAGAAAAGAUGCUCCCAUUUUUUGAGGGUGAAGCCAUGCUGGGAGAGGACGUACUUGGAGAGCUGGCUUUGAACGUGCUCGUUCCUGGAAUCCACGUAGCGGCUCCCAUCGCUUGA